Rosa rugosa (rugosa rose) is the source of this 869-nucleotide messenger RNA. RefSeq names its product major strawberry allergen Fra a 1.06-like. Gene Ontology annotation, cellular component: cytoplasm; nucleus. The record is from RefSeq and is a predicted model, not a curated record. NCBI's taxonomy places the organism in Eukaryota, Viridiplantae, Streptophyta, Magnoliopsida, Rosales, Rosaceae. The transcript is spliced from 2 exons. Gene Ontology annotation, molecular function: protein phosphatase inhibitor activity; signaling receptor activity; abscisic acid binding. Gene Ontology annotation, biological process: abscisic acid-activated signaling pathway; defense response. Bases 130 to 612 code for a protein of 160 amino acids.
AUCGAGUAAUCGAUCUAUAAAUACCACCCAGACCACUCUCUUCUUUCACAACUCAAAACCUCCUCCUAGUUCUCAAACACCUAUCUCUUUUUACUCUCUUUUUUUUUUUAUCCCUUCCAUAAGCUGAUCAUGGGUGUCUUCACUUAUGAAACUGAGUUCACCUCCGUCAUCCCACCAGCUAGAUUAUUCAAGGCCUUUAUCCUUGAUGCCGACACUCUCAUCCCAAAGAUUGCUCCACAAGCAGUCAAGGGGGCUGAAAUUGUAGAAGGAGAUGGAGGCGUAGGAACCAUCAAGAAGAUCACCUUCGGUGAAGGCAGCCAGUUCGGCUCUGUAACUCACAAGAUUGAUGGGAUUGACAAAGAUAACUUUGUCUACAACUACAGUUUGAUCGAAGGAGAUGCCCUGUCCGACAAGAUUGAGAAGAUCUCUUACGAGACCAAAUUGGUGGCUUCUUCCGAUGGAGGAUCCGUCAUCAAGAGCACAAGCAACUACCACACCAAAGGUGAUGUGGAGAUCAAAGAAGAGCACAUUAAGGCUGGCAAAGAGAAGGCAUCCCACCUCUUCAAGCUAGUUGAAGAGUACCUCCUGGCCAAUCCUAAUGAGUACUGUUAAAUUGCUCAGCCUUAAUUAGUACUGCCAGGCAGCCUUGGCGAUAGCCCAGGACUGCAGAUCAAAUGGGGCACCAAGGAGUUGACUGACUUGUCUUUUUGUAGUUUUGAGUAAUACCUAGCUUCCAGCCUUUUAGACAAAUGACAUAUCUGCAGAUCACUACUCUUUCUAUUAUGUAGUAUUUUUUUUUUUUUUAAAGAUCUUGACUUGUCUUUUUGUCUAGUUUUGAAUAAUAUCUAGCUUUGGACAAUGGAUAUAUC